AUGGCAGUAUUGUUUGGCAAGAAGAAGGAAGGGGUGACGCUGCGUCCUCGUAUACGGCGUUCAACACCGCUUAUGGACGUAGGACUUGCAGUUAUUUUAGGUGCUGUCACAGGUGUUUACAUUUUUAAAGACACAAUGCAGCGUUGGCAAGUUUCCGAAGACAAAUACACGGCAACGGCCCAGAAGCACAAGGAAGUAGCGCUUGAUUAUAAUCAUGCAUUGAUCUUUUGGUUUCAAGUACAAACAUGCAUCCAAGAUUCUUACAAUGCAGCUACCUUCCUCGCUCCUUUUUUGGCUUGGCGCGAGGUAGCAGUAAGGUCCUAUGGUAAGUUGUCAAAGUUCGUUGGCCAUCGCAAGGAGCUUGUGUAUAUCAACAAAUUGAUGAAUAAGUUCAAGCUGUAG
Messenger RNA from Peronospora belbahrii, 402 nucleotides. The record is from the annotation of a GenBank genome assembly. NCBI's taxonomy places the organism in Eukaryota, Oomycota, Peronosporomycetes, Peronosporales, Peronosporaceae.